AUGUUCCGCUCUACCGCUCUCCUCUCCUUCUGCCUCUUGGCUCAGCGUGUCCUCGGCCAACAGGUCGGGACUCUCACUGCUGAGACCCACCCCACCCUUCAAGUCUCCGAGUGCGCUGCUGGUGGAACUUGCACGAGCUCCAGCUUGCCCAUCGUCUUGGACGCCAACUGGAGGUGGACUCACUCCACUACUGGUUCCACCAACUGCUACACUGGUAACGAAUGGGACGCCACCCUCUGCCCUGACGAUACCACCUGCGCUGCCAACUGUGCACUCGACGGUGCUGACUACUCCGGCACGUACGGUAUCUCCGUCAGCGGCGACGCCUUGACUCUCAAGUUCGUUACUCCCAACUCCAACGGCCAGAACGUCGGAUCGCGUGUCUACUUGAUGUCCUCCGACACUGAGUACAAGGAGUUCAACCUUCUCAAUCAGGAGUUCACCUUCGACGUCGACAUGAGCACCUUGCCCUGCGGCCUCAACGGUGCCCUUUACUUCUCUCAGAUGGACGCCGAUGGUGGUAUGGCUAGGUUCCCAACCAACAAGGCCGGUGCCAAGUACGGAACUGGCUACUGCGACUCUCAGUGCCCUCGUGACAUCAAGUACAUCGAUGGAGAGGCCAACGUCGCGGGCUGGAACGGCACAUCCACCAACUCUGGUACUGGUUCCAUGGGUUCUUGCUGCUCCGAGAUGGACAUCUGGGAGGCUAACACUAUGGGUGCCGCUGUCACUCCUCACCCCUGCAGUCUUACUGAACAGACUUCCUGCACUGGCGAUGACUGCGGUUCUCCUGACCGCUACGCCGGAGUUUGUGACCCCGAUGGUUGUGACUUCAACUCCUUCCGUAUGGGCGACGAGUCCUUCCUCGGGCCAGGCUUGACCAUUGACACCACCCAGAAGAUCACUGUCGUCACUCAGUUCAUCACCGAUGACGGUACUGCCGACGGUAACCUCGCCCAGAUCAACCGUGUCUACGUUCAGAACGGCCAAGUCAUCCAGAACUCUAACUCUACCAUCCCCGGUGUUACUGGUAACUCGAUCACGGACGACUUCUGUGACGCUCAGAAGACCGCCUUUGGCGACACAAACGACUUCGACAAGCACGGCGGUCUCGCUCAGAUGGGCGCUGCCUUCAAGGCUGGCAUGGUUCUCGUCCUCUCCAUCUGGGAUGACUACGCUGUCAACAUGCUCUGGCUCGACUCCACCUACCCGACGACCGACACCGCCGCCGACCCCGGCGCCGCUCGCGGAAACUGCUCUACCACCUCCGGUGCCCCCGCUGACGUCGAGUCCUCCGCCGCCAGCGCCGCCGUCAUCUACAGCAACAUCAAGUACGGCCCCAUCGGCUCCACGUUCUCGAGCACUGGCACUGGUACUGGCGGAAGCUCCACCGCUUCUGCUCCUCCCACGUCUACCUCUUCUGCCGCUGGUGCCGCCCAGACCAAGUACGGCCAGUGCGGUGGAACCGGCUGGACGGGACCCACGGCCUGUGCCUCUGGCUCGACAUGCACGGCUUCCAACCAGUACUACAGCCAAUGUCUCUAA
Molecule: messenger RNA, 1545 nt
Organism: Stereum hirsutum FP-91666 SS1
Lineage: Eukaryota; Fungi; Basidiomycota; Agaricomycetes; Russulales; Stereaceae
Exons: 12
Coding region: 1-1545 (514 amino acids)
Biological process (GO): carbohydrate metabolic process
Cellular component (GO): extracellular region
Molecular function (GO): cellulose binding; hydrolase activity, hydrolyzing O-glycosyl compounds
Source: RefSeq, a predicted model, not a curated record